CUUGAACAUAUCAGUUCGUACUAUAACCGCGCGUAAAAUAUACUUUCUUUGAACUUGUCAACAAGAUGUCGUUGUUUUCCACUCCUGCUUUAAACAACUAUGUAUCUAGCGCUACAACCUUUAUAAAGAAAUCGAUUGAGACGAAAGUGUUUGAUGAUGGUGGAUCAAAGGGUGCCUUUAUCGUAAGUGCCUACAGAUGCUAGUCGUAUAUGAAAAUUAAUUUUUCAUCUAAGUCGUAAUUUUGCGAUUCUUGGUAACCCUUGUUUCUGAUGGUUACGUUUUUUAUAUGUGGAUAUUCAUGAAUAUGUUUAAGCUGCAGGUCGUUGAUCAUAAAUGUUAUGAAAACCUCAUUGAUAAUGAGAUGUCACAGCGCACCUUAUAAAGUUGGGGAGGAAUCGCUGUCCACUAGUGAUUUGAUGCACAAAAUCAUCAGACUGAUAUUUUCGGAGCUGUGCUUAGAUGGUAGUAGAGCCACACCUCAUAAUAAUUCUCUUCUAGGCAUGAAUGCACCGUUGAUUGGACGUUAUGGUAUAACGAUCAGUUCAGGUGGUACAAUCAAUCUUGGCCGUUUCAAAGAUCCACGUGCAACACUUCGUGAUGCACGUGAUAACAAAGUGGUUGUACCGCCGGAUUAUGGUAAUACGGCAAACAAGCCUAUACCAGCCACAAGAGGUGGUGAUGUAUCCUCCGCAUCAUUAUCGUAUGACCAGUUAAAAAAACAGCUGCUUCAAAGUGGUAAAUUAUUCGAGGAUCCGGAGUUUCCACCUAAUGAUAAAAGUUUAUACUUCAGUCAAAGACCGCCAAAACAAAUUGAAUGGUUACGUCCACAUGAAAUAUGUCCAAAUCCUGAAUUUAUUACUGGCGGUGCAUCACGAUUUGAUGUACGUCAAGGUGAAUUAGGUGAUUGUUGGCUAUUAGCUGCUAUUGCUUGUUUAUCAAUGAAUCAGAAAUUAUUUGAACAAAUUGUAGCAAUUGAUCAAAGUUUUACUAAAGAAUAUUGUGGUUUAUUUCGUUUUCAUUUUUGGAAUUAUGGUGAAUGGAAAGAGGUUGUUGUAGAUGAUCGUUUACCAACUUAUCAUAAAUCAUUAGUUUAUAUACAUUCAACUGAUACAAAUGAAUUUUGGUCUGCAUUAUUAGAAAAAGCUUAUGCAAAAUUAUGCGGUUCAUAUGAAGCACUUAAAGGUGGUACAACUAGUGAAGCACUAGAAGAUUUUACUGGUGGAAUUGCUGAAAUGUUUGAUUUGAAAAAAGAUACACCAACAAAUUUAUUACAAGUUAUGCUAAAAAGUCAAGAGUUAGGUUCAUUGAUGGCAUGUUCCAUUCAAGCUGAUCCAAAUAAAUAUGAAGCCCGAUUACCAAAUGGAUUGAUUAUGGGACAUGCUUAUUCAGUUACAUCUGUUAAAAUGUUAGAUAUAUCAAUUCCAAACAAAACUGGUAAGAUACCACUAGUUCGUGUACGUAAUCCAUGGGGUGAUGAAUCUGAAUGGAAAGGUGCAUGGAGUGAUAAAUCAAAAGAAUGGUCACUUAUCUCACCAGAACAACGACAACAACUUGGUUUAACAUUCGAUGAUGAUGGUGAAUUUUGGAUGUCUUAUCAAGAUUUUGUAUCGAAUUUUGAAAAACUUGAGAUAUGUCAUCUUGGACCACAAUCUAUGGGAGAAAUGGGAGGAAAUCGUGUUUGGGAAAUGUGUAUUGAAGAAGGUUGUUGGCAGCGGCGUGUAUCUGCCGGUGGAUGUCGUAAUUUUCUUGAAACAUUUUGGAUCAAUCCACAAUAUGUAGUAACUGUUGAAGAUCCAGAUGAUGAUGAUAAUGAAAAUAAAGGUACAUUAAUUGUUGGUUUAAUGCAAAAGAAUAGACGAAAAAUGAGACGUGAAGGUGCUGAUCUAUUAACGAUUGGUUAUUCUGUUUAUAAAUUACCAGAACAGCAUCAAGGUACAUUGGAUAUGAAAUUUUUCAAAUACAAUGCAUCAGUUGCACGUUCACCAGCGUUUAUUAAUCUACGUGAAGUUUGUGGACGACAUAGAUUAGAUACAGGACGUUAUGCAAUUAUUCCGUCAACAUUUCAACCAAAUGAAGAGGCUGAUUUUAUGCUACGUAUAUUCUCAGAAAAACCACGUACAACUCAUGAACUAGAUGAAGAGAUUGGUGAAACCGAACCGACAACCGUUGUCAAACCAUUAACUGAUAUACAAGUGGAAGCAUUACACAAAGCAUUUAAUAAAGUUGCUGGAGAUGAUGGUGAAAUUGAUGCAGAUGAAUUACGUGAUAUAUUGAAUUGUGCAUUUACUCGAGAUUUUGCUUUUGAUGGAUUCAGUUUGGAGUCGUGUCGAAGUAUGAUUGCUAUGAUGGAUGUCGAUCGUUCUGGUAUGUUGAGUUUUACGGAAUUUCGGAAACUAUGGGAUCUGUUACGUGUUUGGAAGUCUGCAUUUAAACAAUUCGAUACAGAUAAAAGCGGUUCGAUGAAUUCAAUUGAAUUAAGAAAUGCAUUGAAACAUGUUGGUUUUUCAAUUAAUAAUGCAACAUUUUCUACAUUGGUUUUACGUUUUUCACGUCGUGAUGGUAGUGUACCAUUUGAUAGUUAUGUGAUUUGUUGUGCACGUUUACAAACAUUAUUUGAAGUAUUUAAAGUGACACCGAAAAAUGAUAAAUCACAAGCAUUAUUCACUGAAACUGAUUUUGUGAAUUGUGCACUUUAUAUGUAAACGAUCAAGAAAGAUAGAUUCAAUAAUAUCUUGGAAGUUCAUAUAUUAUCCUUAUUCUUCUUAUUAUUAUUACUUCAUAUCAUUUUGUUUGUUUAUUCAAUUUCCCACCUUGAAUAUAUCAAUUAAACAAAGAUUAUUUCAUUUAAAAUCUUUUAAACAAACUGACCAUUUAUAUCGUUACAAUCCAUCCAUCCAUUCAUCUAUCCAUAUACAGAUAAUAUGUCUAGUUGAUAUUUAUGCUUUGAAUUUGCAUUAUUGCUUUUCUUCUUAUAACUAUUUAGCUUUAUCUUGACAAUUGAACAUUCAAUUUGUUGUACUGUCUUUCUCUAUUAUUAUUAUUAUUAUUAUUAUUAUUAUUAUUAUUAUUAUUAUUAUUAUUAUUAUUAUUAUUAUUAUCAUGAUGAUGAUGAUGAUGCAUGGAUACUACGAAACUAUAUUCUAUUCUAAAUUGUGAUUGUGUAUUAAGAUUGUAACUUUAAAUGCCAAUCAUUGAGAAACUUAAUAAGAAUAAUCAUAAAGUAUCCAAAAAGCAUUUUAAAUCUUUUCUCAUAUCAAUGUCUUUAUCAUUUGAUAGUAAUGAUAGUUGAAGAUGAUAUUGUAGUGUGGCGUCGAGUCGCAAUUGACUAUGAUCACCACUACAGGAAGGUUGGGUACCAAAUAUGAGAAGGCAAUUGAAGGUUGUAGCGAUAUAUAUUUGUUGGUGAUCUCGGGCUAUCGAAAGAAUACCGAGAUCGUACCAAGUGAGUACAAGCGGAUUUACUGAGUAAACGUAAGUUCGUGCAAGGUCACAACCAACGGAAGGAAGAAUGGAGGAAUAAUGAAUGUAUUUCGGUACAGUUAAACAAACAAGUACAUUAAAACAAUCACUGGUACAAUUGGUUAUAAUAAUAAUUGUUUCC
Messenger RNA from Schistosoma mattheei, 3601 nucleotides. NCBI's taxonomy places the organism in Eukaryota, Metazoa, Platyhelminthes, Trematoda, Strigeidida, Schistosomatidae. The record is from the annotation of a GenBank genome assembly.